GCCGGGUGCUGUCCAGUCUUUCCCGAUACCUUCAAGCGCUGAUUGGUUACUUGGUCGAUCCACAUUUUUGCGCGGCAUGUGUGGUUCCAUCCUGCGUGCAUCGGCGCUUGUGUGACUGCGUAACACGCGCAUCCCAACCACACUAGUCGGCAUAAAGCCCAUUGUUGUGUUCAGAAUCGGUAUUUUUGCCAACAACAGUGUGUUGUCACCCUCAAUUCGGCUGUUUCGUCGUCUGCAUAUCCCAUUUUAAUCUUCUGACCAAGGACCCGACUCAGUUAACGCUUCACAACCACCAUCACAAUGGAGCACAUAAAGAAGAAGAUGCAAGCCAUGAAGUUGGACAAGGAAAACGCAGUUGAUGAGACGUACGGUGUAAUACCCAAAUAUGUGUACACGGUUUGGCUUUUAGAGAAGUCCGACGUUUCGGGAAACCUUCAUAUUUCUUCACCUACUAUGGAGCAUAUCAAGAAAAAGAUGCUGGCAAUGAAGUUGGAUAAGGAAAAUGCAAUCGAUGAGGCUGACCAACUUGAGGCCAAAUUACGCGAGAAGGAGUUGGAAAUGCAAACUAAGGAUGAAGAGAUUGCAGAAGUUCAGAAGAGAAUCCAACAGUUGGAGACUGACAAAGAGAGCGCCCAAACACUGUCAGCCGAAACUAACCAAAAGCUGGAGGAAACGGAAAAACGAGCGACUGAAGCAGAGGCUGAGGUUGCUGCUCUACAAAAACGAAUCCGCCAGCUGGAGGAUGAGCUUGAAUCUACCGAAACCCGACUUUCCGAGGCUACACAGAAAUUAGAAGAAGCCAGCAAAGCGGCGGACGAGAGCGAUCGUGGCCGUAAAGUCUUGGAAAACCGUACGAUUGCUGAUGAGGAACGCAUCAAUCAGUUGGAAGAACAACUAAAAGAGGCCACAUUUAUGGCCGAAGAUGCUGAUCGAAAAUAUGACGAGGCUGCUCGUAAGCUGACCAUCACUGAAGUGGAACUCGAACGGGCCGAAUCUCGCUUGGAGGCUGCGGAAAGCAAAAUCACAGAACUGGAAGAAGAGCUUCGCAUUGUUGGAAACAACGUCAAGUCCCUGGAGAUUUCCGAACAGGAGGCUGCCCAACGUGAGGAAGCCUACGAAGAAAACAUUCGUGAUUUGACCGAGCGCUUGAAAGCUGCUGAAGAUCGUGCUCAGGAAUCCGAGCGAUUGGUGAACACCCUUCAGGCUGACGCCGAUCGCCUCGAAGACGAACUUGUCGCAGAGAAGGAGAAAUACAAAGCACUCAGCGAGGAGCUGGAUUCCACCUACGCCGAGCUUACCGGAAAUUAGACAACAUAGUGCCUUCUUUCAAUCAGCUCCUUGUUCCUUUGAUGAACAUGAAAAAGGCGGAGUCUCUGCCUCUUUUCUGCUAUCUUAUGUAUUUCUCGCUUCAUUUGUCCCUUUGCCAACGUCGUAUCACGCCUUUCAUUGUGCUCCAUUCGUAUGUUGACCGAUUUGCUGCUCUUCUUCGGGUUGAUUUUCCUUUCGUCAUGUGUUUUUUUCUCAUCCAUAUGAGCUGCAAAUUCGUUGUGGUGCACUCAGUAUGAUUGCUGAGUUACAUCAUUCGGAUGGUGUCUUCUAAUGCUCAGCAGACAAACUAUGUUGGUGCUGGUCUUUUGCUCAUCCCAUUCAGUUAGUUCUGUUUCGUCCACGUGCUGCUGAUAGAUCUUGAUCACGACACUUGUGAACAAAAUAAUUCUCCCCUAUACAACACACAAAUAUUGUUCGUCUCGACUUUUCAGGUUCUUUUUGCGCGUCCACUUGUGUGCGAAUCGAUCAGUAGACGAAUGGUGACCGUACGUGUGAUCGAUCUGUGGAUGGG
Molecule: messenger RNA, 1840 nt
Organism: Opisthorchis viverrini
Lineage: Eukaryota; Metazoa; Platyhelminthes; Trematoda; Opisthorchiida; Opisthorchiidae
Exons: 10
Coding region: 301-1308 (335 amino acids)
Biological process (GO): muscle contraction; actin filament organization
Cellular component (GO): actin filament
Molecular function (GO): actin filament binding
Source: RefSeq, a predicted model, not a curated record